AGGCGUUUUAAAUGUGCUCGGCGGUCGAGUGUUGUAGCCUAGAGGUCAGACAUCCAUCACAGCCGCCCGAUGCGGAAUGGAGCCGUCACCCACCCAUCUGUUGGCUCUGUCUGUCUGUCUGUCUGUCUGAUACGCCUUAACGCCUAAAAACACGACACUAACUGGCCGCGCUCGCUGCCUGGACGCUGCGCUCGCCUUUGUUUUGGCCAAACUCGAAUAAUGCAAACUGCGGGUUGAUCAGAUCGAGUUUGCGAACAAAGACCACAUCUCCGAUGCGCUAAAAGCGAGCCAAUUCCACCUUAAAUGCCAUUUGCGUCUGUGGCGGAGACCUGGGCGCCAUCUUCGGUCUACCUUAAGCGCACAAUGUGGCCAACGAAAGCAAACGUACCAGCCAGGCUUCCGUCCUCAUUCUCCUGCCGGGGAUCGCACUCUGGCUCCCAAGCUUUGACACAGCGUCACUCGUGAAACAACAGACGGGGAAAAGAAGCACCCGGCCCAAACCCCAUCCGCACCGGCACCAGGAGAAGAUGUCUGAGCCCAAUAAGUACCGAGAGUGGAUCCUGGAAACAAUCGACUCUCUCCGCUCGAGGAAAGCCCGUCCGGAUCUGGAGAGGAUUUGUCGAAUGGUCCGGAGAAGACACGGGUCAGACCCGGACCGAACCAGGACAGAGCUGGAAAAACUGAUUCAAGAGCAGACGGUGCUCAAAGUUAGCUACAAGGGGUCCAUAUCGUACCGAAACGCGGCGAAGGUGCAGAGGAAAAGCAGAAAGAAGAGUGAGUUUACGGCGGCUGGCGGCGGUGGCGGCGGCGGCGGCAGCGGCGGCGGCGGCAGCAGCAGCGCGGAGGCAGCGAGGGAGCGGACCAAACACGACCAUCUGAACAACAACGGCGACAGCGCGCACAGCUUCACCGAUCAGGAGGAGGCAGAGGAGGCAGAGGAGGACUCGGAGCCCAGCCCAGGUCCCCACGCUCAAACCACCCAAACACCAGCCAGCGCCGCCGGCAAGAAGCUCAAGCCUGCUUCCAGCCGAAGUAGCGGAAACGCUUGCCUCAGUUGUGGCGCAACAACGGGCUGCGCUGUCGGGAGCGGCUGUAAAGAGGAAAAAGCAAGUGCACCGAGAGACAAGGGAUUAGGACAGCAGGGAGCGGGGGGCUGCCCGUCGCCCGCUCCGGGCCACAGAACAAGCGCACACGACGCCGGCGAUGGCGGCGGGACGACGCCGAGCAAAGCCGAUGCUGUUCGCGGCGGAAAGGAGCCUGGUGUGUCCGGAGCUGACACCCAGAACAAAACUUGCUCGGGGAGCGUCGGCAGCCUCCCUCCGCAGCAGAAGCAGACCGUGCCCCACAAGCCCAAACUUCGAGUCGGCGCGGGGGGCACCAAAACAGCGGGGAGCCACCCCAACUCCGACCUGGGCGACAGAUUGGUGGCUUCUGUCCGCAGCCUGUCCGAGAGGAGCCUGCGAGGGGGCUCCGGCGCCGCCGCCGCCGCCGCCGCCACCAGAGGCCACGUGAAGCCACUGGGGCUGAAGGAGAUCUUGGGCUAUCUGAGCAGCCAGGAGCGGCUGUCGGAGGAGAAGCUGACCCGGGGCAAAGUCAAAGUGGUCAUGGAGAGAGAGGUGGCGAGAGGCAGGCUGCGCAGGACCCGCUGCGGGAACAUCACUCUCCCUCUGAGGGGGAUGGCGGUGGAGGAGCCGACGCCGAAGAACGCGCCCGCUGACAGACUUGCGAAGAGCGCACUGCAGGACAGGCACGCUGUGAAAAAGCCGCCGCCUCCCCCUCUUGUCCAGCAGAAUGAGCCGAUGGAAACAGGCAGCGAGGAAGAGGCGGAGGAUGAUGGUCCCCGGAGUUCUGAUGAGGAGGGAGGACCAUCCCCGGUAGCCAUGACAACCGAACCAGGGCUCAUUGAGAAAACCACGGAAGAUGCUGAGAUCCAGAAGGCAUCAAAGCAGGAGAGCCCCCAUCAGCAGCAGCAGCAGCAGCAGCAGCAGCAUGGGGGCAAAGGGAUGGAUUCCCUCACCAGGACACCGUCCCCACCUGUUCAGGGAGUUUCAUCCUCGGAGGAGAGAGCUGUCCUCCCAGAUCACCUACAUAUGGCAGCACAAAAUCAGCUGCAGCACGACAGGAAUGACCACAUCUCCUCAGGCUCUAACAACUUAGAGUGUAAGACAGAGGUCAGCGUGUCGUCCUGCCUGCUCACACCCACUGCUUCCCCGAGAGACUCUGGCCAGUCUGAAGAACGAGGGAUAAGUGAAGGAGUUAGCAGUGGAGGGUUUAUGAAGUCUGAGGGGGCCAGUGGGAACCCGGUGGACUGGACAGUGUCUGAUGUGGUCAGUUAUUUCACAGCAGCAGGUUUCCCUGAGCAGGCUGCUGCCUUCAGGACACAGGAAAUCGAUGGGAAGUCCCUUCUCCUCAUGCAGCGUAACGAUGUUUUGACUGGUCUGUCAAUUAGGCUCGGCCCCGCCCUCAAGAUCUAUGAGCGUCAUGUAAAGGUUCUGCAGAAAACACACUUUGAGGAUGACGACUGCUAACAAAACACACAUGAAAUACACACAGAGACUGUUAUGUUUGUAUUUACAUAUAUAUUUCAAGUAAUCAUAUAAAUAUGCAUGCAUGAUAUACAAUAUGCUUUACUUUUCAUCUAAUGUAAAACAGCACACGCGCGCACACACACAUACACACACACGCACACACACAACUCUGUUUCUCUUCCACCUGGCUCUGUACGACUGCUCUGGUCCAUAAACUACACACAGUCACGAGAUUGGAUUUCCUGGACAACAAGGAUUUUCUAGAGCCAAAAUGUUGGAGGGAGGGAGCAGACUCGUAAAAUUUUAGGAUGCAGAGGUUCAAAACAGUCAUGCAAUUUCUUUUUUUUAUUUUUAUUUGCAAUGAUCAAGCACUUUGCAGUUUCUUUAUGAAACUUUGCAAGAUUGUUUGUCUUUAAAGUGUUAUUUCAUGUUGACCUUUAUGCACAUUUUGAAAGAGGUCCUGGUUAUUCUGUGCGGAAGGAAUUUCGGUUCGUCUUUUUUUUUUUUUGGGGGGGACUGGGAUGCAAGGAUGUCUUACUGUGGGUGCGCGUUCGUCGAUAUACACAGAGACAGAGCAUGUUGACCAGAUUUAAUACAUUCCCAGAAACUGGAGUGGAUGCUGACCCAUCAUAGUAGUCCUAUACUGUACGUCAAGAUAAAAUUCUGGUGCAGGGUUCACGGCUUUUUACAAACGGUCGUUGGUCAAAGCAAUAAGCUGAUAAUUCCUAGAUGUUUGAUGGGUCAUUGGACCUUGUCAGCUAGUAGAUCAGCAGGUGAUUGACUUUUUGUCGCUUAAUGUCUCAGAUGAAAAUCUAUGACAUAAACGUGCUCAUAAUGUUUUUAAACAGAGCUAGCCAUGAUCUGUUCUGGCCUAUGCAUCACCACAUCAGGGACUGGUUUCACAAAGACAGACUUCGACUGUGGUUUAGAUUUCAGACAGACGCCUAAAUAUACAGAAUCUCUCGCACAAAACUGUCUAGUUCUUGACUAUCUCAAGUAGAACUAAAUUGCUAUUAAUUGCGGGUAAAUUGCAACUUGCUUUGUCAGACUAAAACACAGGGCUGACCGAGCAAACGCAGCCAAUAACUCAGCUCCGUUCAGUCCAGCAGAAAACAUUUCCCUUCUGGAUAAAAUUCAAUGAUAAUAUUAAAGUUUUACUGGGAAAAUUCAGCAAAGAGUGUAACAAUAAAAGAAGGUCCAUUAGAAUGAAAUGUCAGUGCAGUGCAGACCUGUAGCAGAGCUGAGAUGCUGUGUCUUCUUAAUGUGGCGGGACUUUGUUCUGCUAACUUGCGGUCAGGAUCAAGGUUGGGUUGCACCAACUCUUCCUAAAUCCAUCACAAAGUUUGAACUUAAAGUCCUUCCUAAGUUCUUAGGGACUACUUAGCUAGUUUACUCAAUCGGCUUGUGCCAUUAAAACUUCAGCAAAGCACUGUCCAAUCAAGAACAAUGAGCUAUGUAAACAGAAAGUCACUGGAGGAUUAUAAAAUAGCAUAAAUUGCAAAAAUGACCGUUUUAGAGACACAAACGACAUAGCUUUUGUAAUGUAAUUGUUUGUUUUAUCUAGAUCUGCAUGUAUUUCAGAUUAGUAGUAGUAGUAUUCAUUCAGAACAGAUUGAGGAGGAAAUAUCUGAUUAUGCUAACCUAACUGAUGUCAUUUACGCAUGUAAAUGGCAUUUCGUAAUUGUGUUAUUUUUUGAAAUGUUGUUGAAGUCUUCAAGAUUUACAUGGUUAUUAAAGAGCACUGAUGAAGUUAAAGAUCAGAUGUGUCGAUCGUAUUUCAUAUGAUCUCAUAUAGUCUUCACUCUAAGUGGGUCGUAUUUACCAAGCUAACGUUAGCUUUGUCUUUGUUGGCUCAGUUAGCUACACAACAGUUAUAUUUGGCAGUUACGGGGCGUAAAUACAAUACAAUACGAUUACCUAACCUUUACAUAGGCAGUAGUUCAUGAGGUGCAACCCACAUUAGACUAAUCUAAGACCAAAAUUAAGACUGAUCUAACACCACAGACCAGUCUACAAUAUCUUUGUGAAACUGGCCCCAGAGUAGACUGCAGAAAUGUUGAUCAAACACACCAGCUAACUGAACUGAAAUUUGCAGAACAAUCGACUCGCAACUAUAUAUAGUAAAGUGAAUAUUUAAAUAUAUUGAAACAUACUCCAUUUAAUAAAUUAGCCAUUUGUAUAUUAUCGGAAUAACUUUGUCUAACUGAAAGAUGUUAUCGCAGGGUAAAGCUGAGUCAAUCAAUCAACUAAUCUCAUACCAGCAUUUUUUAACUGUUUUUACUGGUCACACCUUAGAAACCAAAUGCUGUCAAACUGUCAGUCAACUCAUUCCUACCUGCACUGUAACGGCAUGCAUUCCAGGUUUUGCAUUGCAAAAAUAACUGGGUUUUUUUCUUCUUGUUAUGUUCAUGUUUAUAUUUCUGUUUUCAGCAUAAUGGCUUUCAUUUUGUGAACGUUUUCAGUCCAUUCUCCACACAAUGAUGUUUAAAUUGCUAUUACUUUGCGCAUUCAAACCUCCUCUACCUCUCUCCCCUCAUUUCCCCCUUACUUUCACUUUCUUUUGAAGAACACAUUUUCAUCUUAUUACAGUUGGUGGAAGGUGUAUGUUACAGUGUCUCUUGCCACUGUUAACAUCACUUCAUUCCUAUAUGUAAAAAUCCGUAGGAGAGGACAGCUGUGUCUGAGUCUCACGGGGGGGGGGGUGUACAGUAUGCCCUUGUUGCUUGUCUCCUG
Messenger RNA from Xiphias gladius (swordfish), 5261 nucleotides. RefSeq names its product sterile alpha motif domain containing 1b (gene samd1b). The record is from RefSeq and is a predicted model, not a curated record. Bases 528 to 2528 code for a protein of 666 amino acids. The transcript has 7 exons. Gene Ontology annotation, molecular function: DNA binding; protein binding. NCBI's taxonomy places the organism in Eukaryota, Metazoa, Chordata, Actinopteri, Istiophoriformes, Xiphiidae.